Messenger RNA from Stylophora pistillata, 3688 nucleotides. Its product is annotated as tyrosine-protein phosphatase non-receptor type 13. NCBI's taxonomy places the organism in Eukaryota, Metazoa, Cnidaria, Anthozoa, Scleractinia, Pocilloporidae. Gene Ontology annotation, cellular component: cytoskeleton. The record is from RefSeq and is a predicted model, not a curated record. Gene Ontology annotation, molecular function: protein binding.
UCGUUUCUGUAACAUGGUUUGAAGAUAUUCCGUCUUCUGAAUUGCUUUCUUUGGGUCUUUACCAUAGUGACUUCAAGGAUACUCAUUCUCUAAAGUAACGAGUGUAAAGAGUUCUCUAAAAAAAGAUCUUUCAGGUUUGUGUCCAGUUGACAGCCGGAAAUGUAAGCGAGAACCGAAGAUGGUCUAAACCCGAAUAAUUUGUUUUCGAUGUACACGAAACGAAAACAUCAUGGAUACAAAAUGCAGAAGACAAAUCUGCUUUAGCAAAAGUUGACUCGGCUACUUCUCUAAUGAACGCUGCAACAGUGGCGGGAAGACGGGCAGACGACAAGACCGAGGAGACAGGCGUUUUGAUCGGUGAGGGUGACAAAUUGAUCAAUGUCGUUUUGCUCAAUGGAGAGAGGCUUAAUGUUAGAGUACAGGCAUCUGCCACGGGACAAGAUUUGUAUACCAUCAUUACGGAUCAUCUUGGGCUCACAGAAACCAUUUUCUUUGGGCUGAUGAUCAUAAAAGAUGGAGAGCACGAGUUUUUAGACUUGAACGAGAAACUCUCCAAGUUGGCAAAGUUUGCUCCUCACCUAUGGAAAGACGAUGUUUCUUGCAAUUCCUCGCUUGUCUUCACCAUCUUCUUCCGUGUCAAGUACUACGUGGAGAAUAUUUGCCUUCUACAACAACAGUCUACCAGACACUUAUACUACCUGCAGCUACGAAAAGAUGUUCUGGAAGGAGGAAUUUACGUUCACGAAGAAACUGCUAUGCUAUUAGCUUCGUACGCUCUGCAAGCAGAAGUUGGAGACUACAACCAGACCCUACAUGGUUCGGAUUACUUCGUUCCAGAGCAUUAUCUUCCUCAGAGAGCGAUCGCCAAACUUACUGCUUCCUACAUAAAGAAACAUCUUCCAGCGAUGCAUAAGACUCAUACCAGUCUCAGUGACGCUCAGGCCGAGAUUGAGUAUUUAAAGGAGGCGCAAAAGUUACAGGAAUAUGGAAUUAUAUUCAACAAAGUGUCGAAGUUUAAAAAAGACAAGAGGGGCGGGUUUAGCCUAGGGAUCAGUGUCCGAGGCCUUAUUGUGUACGAGGAAAGAGGAGUUGUAAAGAGUCCGACAUUUCGUCAUCCGUGGCAAAACAUCAAACGGAUGGCCUUUCAUCGGCGACGAUUUUUCAUUGAGGCACACGGUGAUCCAGAAACUUCCAAAAUGGUAUUGUACACAUGCAGUUACAAGAAGUCGCGUUAUUUGCUGAAAAUGUGCACAUCUUUCUAUAAAUUCCAAAUGAUGAUGGGGAUGAAGUUGUCCAGCCUCAAAGAAUAUCCAAAAGAUGGAGUUGUCAAGAUGAAUGGAGUAGUAAAGACUGACGAAUCCGACUCCCUGGCUGGAGAUAUGCCAGAAUCAGCCGCGGGCAAACCUGAAAACGAGUCAGGGGUCAUUCAGCCGCCUGGAAUAGGUCCUGCGAUACAUCUGAACGGGUCAGCGUGCCCAGUACAGGAUCAGUCAUUGCAGGUCAGCGUUCAUCCUGUUCAGCUUCAGAAGGUGAAUGGGAGCCUUGGACUCAAUAUCAUCGGUGGUAUCGAGUUGGGUGGUAUUUAUGUGAAAACCAUGGCUGCAGAAGGACCAGCAUCCCUCAGCGGAAAAAUUAAUAUUGGGGACAGAAUUCUUGAAAUUAACGGUCAAAGUCUGGAGGGUUUAUCAAGACAAGAGGCUGUUAACAUUUUAAGAACAGCACCUCACGUUUGUACGAUGCUGAUAGAGAGCUGUGUAGCGGCUCCCGCGACACCAAAUGGCAAGCCAGUAAUGCCUGGGUCUGAGUCAGCGUCAGCCUUUUAUCACCCACACAGACAACAGCAAAUGCAGCCCAUGAUAGAACGUCAACCCUCGUUGGAAUCGCAGUAUUCUACCAUGCAACAGCAGUUUGUUCCCAGCCAAAGUCACCAGAUUGAAGACAUAGUUACUGACUACAUUCCUAUUGAAAUUCCGAAACUCAAUGGGAGUUUCGGGCUUAAUGUUACGGGUGGGCCAGAACUCGAUGGAAUUUAUGUGAAGUCCCUAUUGCCUGGCGGAGCAGCAGAAGCUUCUGGAAAAAUAAGAAACGGCGACAGAAUAGUGGAGAUAAAUGGAGUAGCAAUGGAUGGUCUCAAUCGCAAACAGGCUGUAGAGUUGUUAAGGCGGUCUGCAGCCACAGCAACACUGGUUAUAGAGCGAUACAGACACCCUGGCCCUGAAGGACCUCAUUUAGAAGACUUGGAGGAUCUCUUAAGAACUUCGCCAAAUUGCAUCCUAGUGGAGUUACAGAAAAUCAAUCAUUCGUUUGGAUUUAGCGUUGUGGGUGGACCUGACUUCGGUGGAAUUUUUGUGAAAACUAUCAAUCCAAAUGGAGCGGCAGCAAUGGAUGGUAGAAUAGGAAUAAAUGACAGGAUUGUGGCUGUAAACUGUGUGAACUUAACUCGUGCUACGAGACAGGAGGCGGUUGACGCUUUGCGAAACUCACCAAUCAUCGCUCAGCUUGUAGUAGAAAAAGUCACUCCUGAAGAUAUUAUGACAAACAGCAGCGGGCCACCCACUCCUCAGGAGUCAAGAUACGGUGCAGUACAGUACAGUAAUUAUCAAGCGAGCACGGACAGCUAUAAUGAUUACAGUAUGGACGAUCUACCUUUCGAAGUGUACCUAACAAAAGGUCAAAGUGGACUGGGAAUGAGUCUCACGGGGGGAGACAAUGGUGCUCCCAUCUAUAUAAAAAAACUGGUUCCCGGAGGGUCAGCUCUCAUGUGCGGACAGCUUCAAGUGAAUGACAUUAUCCUCCAAAUCAACAAUAAGAAUGUCGACCGGAUGACAUACAGAGAAGCUCUUUCGAUACUUCGGAAUUGCCCCUCAGAGGUUCGCUUACUCGUACAAAGACCCAGAAUGUCUUCUCAUCCUCCUUACCCAGGAUACCAUGGGGGCAGUGAUAGAGCGAGUGUUGACAGCUACGGAAGCUAUAGCAGCAUGUCAAGUAUUUUUUAAACAAGUUCUGACUAUGUUCACAAAGAUAGGUUAAAAAGUUUAACCAGUUUAUCAAGUUAAAGAAAUUCCACGAGUCUAUCUUGUUCAGCGACUGCAAACUGACAUUGUAAAUUUGGAGAAGUGCUUUGUCAAUGGUCAAAGGAUUUUACCCUGUAGCAUUCCGGGAAAUCAGUGCUAAGGAACUGAGACAUUUGAAUUCAAGCCGCAAUCCCAGUUUUAGUUCAAGUUGCGGAGAUGAAUGAAGUAGAGAAGAUUGCCUUUAUAAUGAAAACUCGAUGCAGAUUAGCGAAUUACAUUGCUAAAUUUGGAGGAUUUAAAUUAAUAUCAGGCUCGUUUGGGCUUCAGACACGUCAUAUGUACAUUAAAGACCUUAAGUUUGGACACUGAGUCGUAAGGUUAGAGAAUGUGGUGGAAUAAUGUUUCAGGAAUCAUCUCGGCGAGGGCUGUGAGCCAUUUUGUCUUUCGGACCUAGUGUUUUUGUUUUGUUUUUCGGAUAGAAAGCCCCGGCAUUUGAAAAAGAGUUGUUUUUUUACCUAAGGGGUUAUCGUAAAGUUUAUCAUUCAGUGAAGCCUAUAGCCCCUGUUUUCUCCUGAUCAAGUGACCAUCGCCCAUAAAUUCUUACCGACUCUUAUUACUCUCUUUAAGAUGUAAAUGUUCUUCUUAAUAAAGUAAGAGAUGUGUUCAGCUCGUUA